AUGAGAAUAGUUGCAGCUACCUCCGGGGAGUUUCGUGCUGGGACGCCUGGCGUGGGAGCCCCGGCCCCUCGCAUCUCCCUGCAGCCGUCCCGCACCCUCUUUCCUUCCUCGCCCGGACGGACGCACUUCCGGCGGAUGCCAGGGAGGGAGCCGCCCCCGGAAAGGGAAUCUCUCGCCUCCAUCUCCGAUUCCCCGCAGUCCAGCCCCUUCCCUGCGGGCUGCGCGGAGCUGGGAAGGACAGACCGAAAGUGCUGUGUUGUGCUUUGUAGGGCGAAUUCCAGAGGACUUGGAUCUCAGCUAAAAGAUAGCAUCCCUGUAACUGAACUAUCAGCCAGUGGCCCUUUUGAAAGCCAUGAUCUUCUUCGAAAAGGUUUUUCUUGUGUGAAAAAUGAACUUUUGCCCAGUCAUCCUCUUGAGUUAUCAGAAAAAAAUUUCCAGCUCAACCAGGAUAAAAUGAACUUUUCCACCCUGAGGAACAUCCAGGGUCUGUUUGCCCCCCUGAAGCUGCAGAUGGAGUUCAAGGCCGUGCAGCAGGCUCAGCGCCUCCCAUUUCUUCCAAGUUCAAACCUCUCACUUGAUAUUUUGAGGGGGAAUGAUGAGACCAUUGGAUUUGAAGAUAUUCUUAAUGAUCCCUCCCAAAGCGAAGUCAUGGGUGAGCCGCACUCGAUGGUGGAGUACAAGCUGGGUUUGCUGUAG
Molecule: messenger RNA, 696 nt
Organism: Elephantulus edwardii (Cape elephant shrew)
Lineage: Eukaryota; Metazoa; Chordata; Mammalia; Macroscelidea; Macroscelididae
Gene: POMP
Product: proteasome maturation protein
Exons: 8
Coding region: 1-696 (231 amino acids)
Biological process (GO): proteasome assembly
Cellular component (GO): nucleus; cytoplasm
Source: RefSeq, a predicted model, not a curated record